Messenger RNA from Homalodisca vitripennis (glassy-winged sharpshooter), 342 nucleotides. RefSeq lists its product as uncharacterized. The transcript has a single exon. Bases 1 to 342 code for a protein of 113 amino acids. The record is from RefSeq and is a predicted model, not a curated record. NCBI's taxonomy places the organism in Eukaryota, Metazoa, Arthropoda, Insecta, Hemiptera, Cicadellidae.
AUGUUGGUUCCAUUUAGGGGACGCUGUGGUUUCAAGGUUAAUAUGCCGAAAAAACCGAAGAAGUACGGAGUGAAAAUAAUGUGUUCGUGUGAUGCUAAGACAUCAUACCUUUACAAUGCAUACAUUUCCACAGGGGUAGGAUCAGAUGGUAUAGGACUGACAGACCACCAACAAGACUUCCUGUUGAAACCUACACAGAGCGUUGUUCGAUUAUGCAAGCCAAUUGAACGUACUAACAGAAACGUUACUGCUAAUAACUACUUCAGUUCAAUUGAAACCGGUGACGAACUGAAGAAAAGAGGACUGACUUAUGUCGGUACCAUGAAAAAAAAAACAAACUGA